Messenger RNA from Phycodurus eques (leafy seadragon), 3710 nucleotides. RefSeq names its product EH-domain containing 4 (gene ehd4). NCBI's taxonomy places the organism in Eukaryota, Metazoa, Chordata, Actinopteri, Syngnathiformes, Syngnathidae. The record is from RefSeq and is a predicted model, not a curated record. The transcript is spliced from 8 exons. Bases 348 to 1988 code for a protein of 546 amino acids. Gene Ontology annotation, biological process: endocytosis; endosomal transport. Gene Ontology annotation, cellular component: cytoplasm; plasma membrane. Gene Ontology annotation, molecular function: protein binding; calcium ion binding; GTP binding.
UGUUUUCGGUCAUGUCGUCACCGUGGUGACGUAACAGCGCUUCGAUAUUUUGGGGUGGGCGCAUGCGAGCAUUCCGAACACAUCCACUGCGUUUCCGGAAACAGCGCCGUGUUGGGCUGAGGAGGGCGGUGCCCCUUCCGCCAUCAGGUAGGCGCGGGCACAACGUGACAGAGGCGCCACUGUUCGUGUGCGCGCGCGUGCACAGGUGGCCAGUCGCUCGGAGUCGCUCGUAGCAGCGAGGAGGUCGCGGAAGUGGGGAAGUGGGGAAGUGGUCGUGGAAGUGGGGAAGUGGCCUGCUCUUCUUCCUCUUCUUGUUCUGUUUUUCUUUCGGUGCUCGGCGGGCGGCGAUGUUCAGUUGGGUGAGGCAGGAGCAAGGCGGCCGCAACAAGGAGGGCGAGAUGUACCAAACGGUGACCGAGGGUCUGCAGAGCCUCUACAGCAAGAAGCUGCUGCCGCUGGAGGAGACUUACCUCUUCCACGACUUCCACUCGCCCGCCCUGGAGCCGGCCGACUUCCAGAGCAAGCCCAUGGUGCUGCUGGUGGGCCAGUACUCCACCGGGAAGACCACCUUCAUCAGGUAUCUUCUGGAGCAGGACUUCCCGGGCAUGCGGAUCGGACCCGAGCCCACCACGGACGGCUUCAUCGCGGUGAUGCACGGCGACAGCGAGGGCGUCGUCCCCGGCAACGCCCUGGUGGUGGACCCCAAGAAGCCCUUCAGGAAGCUCAACGCCUUCGGAAACUCCUUCCUCAACAGGUUUAUCUGCUCUCAGAUGCCCAAUCAGGUUCUGCAGAGCAUCAGCAUCAUCGACACGCCGGGGAUUCUCUCCGGAGAGAAGCAGCGCAUCAGCAGAGGUUACGACUUUGCCGAGGUUCUGCGUUGGUUUGGUGAGCGAGUGGACAGAAUCAUCCUGCUGUUCGACGCCCACAAACUGGACAUCUCGGACGAGUUCUCCGAGGCCAUCCGAGCCCUCAAAGGACAAGACGACAAGAUCAGGGUGGUCCUCAACAAGGCGGACCAGGUGGACACGCAGCAGCUGAUGCGCGUGUACGGUGCCCUCAUGUGGUCCCUGGGAAAAGUGAUCAACACUCCGGAGGUGGUGCGGGUUUAUCUGGGUUCCUUCUGGGCCAAACCGCUGCAGAACACGGAGAACAGACGUCUCUUUGAGGCCGAGUCGCAGGACCUCUUCCGGGACAUCCAGAGUCUUCCGAGGAACGCGGCGCUCCGGAAACUCAACGACCUCAUCAAGCGGGCCAGGCUGGCAAAGGUGCACGCGUACAUCAUCAGCCACCUGAAGAAGGAGAUGCCGUCGCUGUUCGGCCGGGAGAAGAAGAAGGAGGAGCUCAUCGUGAGGCUGCCGGAGAUCUACGCCGUCCUGCAGAGGGAGCACCACAUCAGUCCUGGAGACUUCCCCAACGUCACCAAGAUGCAGGACAUGCUGCAGCACUACGACUUCAGCAAGUUCCCGUCGCUGAAGAUGAAGCUGAUCGAGUCGGUGGACAAGAUGCUGGCGUCCAAGAUCGCCGGGCUGAUGGCGAUGAUCCGCGAGGAGGAGUCCAAGGCGCCGCCCGCCAUGGUCUCGGGCGGCGCCUUCGAGGGCGCCCAGGACGGGCCCUUCGGCCGCGGCUACGGCGAGGGCGUCGGCGCCGGCGCCGACGCCGAGGACUGGAUCGUGAGCCGGGACAAGCACCGCUACGACGAGAUCUUCUACACGCUCAUGCCCGUCAACGGCAAGAUCAGCGGCGUCAACGCCAAGAAGGAGAUGAUGAACUCGCGGCUGCCCAACACGGUGCUGGGGAAAAUCUGGAAGCUGGCCGACUGCGACCAGGACGGCAGCCUGGACGACGAGGAGUUCGCGCUGGCUCAGCACCUCAUCAAGGUCAAACUGGAGGGAUACGAGCUGCCCGCCGAACUGCCCCCGCACCUGGUGCCCCCCGCCCACCGCAAGCACCCCGACGCCGAGGCCGAGUACAACCACGACCGAGACUAGACGCUCGCGCGCUCAAAAGCGCUUGCCGACUGAUGCUAACGAACAUAUCACACGUGCUUUUUAUUUGCUACGCUAAUCACACAAAUUUGGCGGUUUUCGGCUUUUCGCCGCGAACCUCAAAGCAUUCGCCGUUUUGCUGAUUUCUGGGGGGAACCUAUCGUCUGCCAUUCGCUGAAAAUCUCGCUUAGUCACUGUUUCGGUGCUCGGACCAAAGCCGCGUCUCAUAUAAAAAUAGUGCGUCGGCGCCACGUGGUGGCAUCUCUGUGCCGGGGGGCUGUUGAAGUGGGUCGAGGAGCUUCAUUUCGACAAAAAUAGUGCUUUGCCACCAUCUUGUGGCAUCUGCAGGCAAUUGCAGUACAGGAUAACCUUUUUAGGGGCGCUUCAAUUGCUCGCGACUUUUUGCUAUGACGUGAGCGUCGUUUAGUUAGGCCGAAGCUUUGCCGCCAUCUUGUGGCAUCUAUAAGCAAUUAACUCCUUCACGCAGACAUUUUCCCUAUUUCGCCAGCCGUUUUUAGAGCAUCUUUCAAGACUCGCACAACACGGUGUUCUGCAACAAUAUCAACACCGAAAAAAAGUUUGGUCCGAGCUUUUUCCCUUCUUUAGUCAUAAGCAGUACAACAUGAGUUGGUUUCACCAAGAGUGGCGAGAGCAAGCUUUUUGCGGGGGGGGCCGAGCCGAGCAGAACAAGUGGCUUUGAAGCUGCGGUUUUUUUUUUGCUCUUUUGACACCUCAAACUCUAAAACAAGAAAAACAAGAUUGAGGACGGACUUUGUACGGCCAACUCGGAAUCGAUUUACAGAUGUCCAAAUCGCAAAUGCGCGUGAGCGAAUGCCGACUGACCGCGUGGCCGCAGUUGAACGUCAGCGGCGUUUUGACCACAUCCGCCAUUGGUUCUUUGAAUUGCAUCCUCAUUUGUCACCAUCACACUUUCUCCUAGCAACUGCGACACGUACCGUUUCAUACCGUUUCUGCCAUAGCUAUACGUACGUCGGUCGAGUUUGAGGCGCCCAAACUUGUGCGACUCCCGUGUUAGCAUUUCUUGCGCUCGGUCAUCGAAGCAACAAAAAGCUGCGAUUCGCCGCCUAAUCUUCCUCUUCCGCUUAAAAGCUGCGCUGAUCUGAAAUCCCAAGUGAUGCGCCGGCGCCAUCUGCUGGCCUGGCUUCGUCAUUUCCGUGGUAUACAAACCGGAAUUGCGUCGGUCGUUAGCUCCUUGUUAUCGAACAGCAAGUUGUGCAAAAAGUAUCGAAACAUUGAACAGUUUGACGUGCAUUCGAAAGUUUACUCGAGAUCAAAUUACGUUGACCUGUAAAGGGAGAAAGAAGUUCACUUGGAAAUGUUAACAGGUUCUUGCAUCAAUUCCACGCCGUUGCUCCAAAUGACACCCUUUUUGCGAGUUGUGUUAAGUGUCGCCCUGAUGAUUUCCUGUCCAUUUCACUUUUAUUUGAAGACUCCAAUGGAUUUUAGCGCCUCCCCCUCCUUUUUGAUUUUGUCUUCUGCCCAUGAAGAGACCGCCGCCUCUCGGAGUUCUUUGAGGAAGUGCAUUCAUCACGUUCGUGCCUUCUCGCUGCCUCUGGGCAUCCUUUCAGAGUAAAAGCUCGGCGAUGUACGCAGUAAGAGAUUUGAUGGCGUGAAAUAAAAUGUCAAAUCUUUACUCGCCUGACUCAAUUAGCGUCUUGUGUUCAUUUGCUAGCGUGCUUCCAGUACGCGUGUGCGGAUGUUGGA